AUGAUAUUGAUAAACGAUGUGAAAUAUUCCUGUAUGGAGUGUAUACGAGGUCAUAGAUCUUCAACUUGCAAACAUCAUGAUAGACCACUACUACAAGUUAGGUCCAAGGGAAGACCGGGAGUAUAUGCGAAUGGUAACCCAAAUCACAGAGUGGCAGUUUUUGCUGAAGAGAUUGCCACGCCAACUGAUGCCACAGAUUCGGAAGAUGGAUCCACUGCAACACCACCAACAACUGAGCCGCGCAAAUCAUGCAAAUCACAGCCAAUAGUCAUACUAAAAGCUUCGUCAAAACAGGUUAUUGACUUGACAAAUGGGGAAAUUGUAGGCCCCUACGAUGAAUCAAAAGUUACAAAGAGUACAGUUGAAAAGCCACCACCACAACAACCAGUCAUCAAUGACGAAAGUUUUAUUAUAUCAUCAGGUUGUUGUGCUCCGAAAGUAACGAAACGUACCGGAUGUGGAUGUUGUGGAAACAAAAAGAAGAAUGUGAGCAAGUCAAAGAUACUACAAACGUAUAUCGAAAAGAGGUUAAACAAGGAUGUGGUACCACCUCCAAAGCAGGUUAAAUUCAUUUCGGAAUCGCCGCACCAAAAGUUGAAUAAUAACGGAAAUAGUAGAAGUGAAACACCCGUGUUUGAAGUUGUUCCAAUCUCAUCUUGCUCCAUACCGGGUACUUGUUGUUGUGGUAGUGAUUGCAAGUGUGCUGGAUGUGUUGUUCAUGGGAAUGCUCCAGGGGUUCCUGAACAGACCCCAUUACUCCCGUCUCAACCAGGCAAUUUACCUAUAGAUACUGUUUCAAAUACCGAGACCCUCGUUUUCAGCUCGUUACCAAACAAUGAUGCGCUUCCUAAAGCUUUGCCUGUUGAUGCGAACCAACAAGCGUCAUUGUUUAGCCAGUCGGAGUUUGAGUCAACCUCUCAGCCUUCUCCAGGGGUUUGUCUAUGUCCUCCAGAUGCAUGUGAUUGCACCAAUUGUGAAGUCCAUGGUAUAAUAGAUGGACACAAGUUGGAUGAAUAUUUUGUCGAUCAAGAAAAGUUGUUAAACGCAUUGGUGUCAGACUUUGACUUUAAUACCCUUAUGUCGCUGGAUAAUAAAGCAUCAGAAGUCAAACCAGAACCCAUGUUUGCCUAUGUUGCGCCUUCGACUUGUUGCGAAGGUAAUUCCACGUCAAAUAAACUACAAUAUUCACAAAUGCAAACACCAAGUAAUAAUGGAAGUUGGUCGGAAUUACAAAAUUUUUAUUCCAAUCACACCGAUCUAAGUGCUAAACCACCAGUAACUAAUAACCCGAGUAGCUGUUGCUCGAAUCGUAGUAGAUCCUGA
Lodderomyces orthopsilosis Co 90-125 is the source of this 1323-nucleotide messenger RNA. RefSeq names its product Mac1p (gene MAC1). Gene Ontology annotation, biological process: intracellular copper ion homeostasis; positive regulation of transcription by RNA polymerase II; intracellular iron ion homeostasis. The record is from RefSeq and is a predicted model, not a curated record. NCBI's taxonomy places the organism in Eukaryota, Fungi, Ascomycota, Pichiomycetes, Serinales, Debaryomycetaceae. Gene Ontology annotation, cellular component: nucleus. Gene Ontology annotation, molecular function: DNA-binding transcription factor activity, RNA polymerase II-specific; copper ion binding; RNA polymerase II cis-regulatory region sequence-specific DNA binding. The coding region runs from base 1 to 1323 and encodes 440 amino acids. The transcript has a single exon.